Messenger RNA from Thamnophis sirtalis, 9534 nucleotides. It is a transcript of the gene ATG2B, whose product is annotated as autophagy related 2B. NCBI's taxonomy places the organism in Eukaryota, Metazoa, Chordata, Lepidosauria, Squamata, Natricidae. Gene Ontology annotation, molecular function: phosphatidylinositol-3-phosphate binding; protein-membrane adaptor activity. Gene Ontology annotation, biological process: reticulophagy; autophagy of peroxisome; autophagy of mitochondrion. Gene Ontology annotation, cellular component: phagophore assembly site; phagophore. The record is from RefSeq and is a predicted model, not a curated record.
CUUGACGUCCUCCGAAGCGUGUCUACGCCACCCAAGCUCUGAGAGGCGCAACGACUUCAGCCUCGCCGCCCCCCAGACAGUGGGGCGGGGAAAGGGGGCGGAGAGAGGGAGAGAGAAAGGGAGAAAAACAACCUCGCGGCGCGGGACGGCGAGAGAGGUUUGGGGAAGGGGAGGGGGAGGGAGCCGAAGACCCUCGUGGGUUGUGAAAACCUCCCACGCCUGGCCCUUUAAAUUUCCCGUGGGGGGGGGCAGGCCUCGGAGAAGAUGGCGGCGCUUUGAGAGGCGAGAUGGAACCGCCUGCUCUCGCCGUCGCGGCGGUGGUCUUGCGGCUUGAAGCCUCUUCGGGCAGGACUGGAUAGACGAGCCGGGAGGCUCUUUCUGACCACUAACCGAGACCCCCGGACCCUUUCAAGCAGGCUUAUUGCCACGGUCUAUCGUCUCCCUCCCGCUUUCAACUCUGGUUGACAUUCAGUGACAGCCUCGGCACACGCCCCUUUCUGGAGUUCCUGACUGGUGGGACUGUCAAUCCCAACCUUCUCCCCCCUCCCCCCCGACCCGUUUUCUUCCUCUUGAACAGACCCCCGUUUGGUAACUCCCGAAGACCUGUUUUUGUGGGUUCCUGGCUCCCGUCCUCCAGCCCCGCAUCUCAUUUCUUCUAACUUCCCUGGACUUCCCAUCUCUCUCUCUCUCUCCCUCUCUCUCCUUGGCCACCAUGCCUUGGCCCUUCUCUGAGUCGAUCAAAAAAAGGGCCUGCAGGUAUCUGCUGCAGAGGUACCUGGGCCACUUUCUCCAGGAGAAGCUCAGCUUGGAGCAGCUCACGCUGGAUCUUUACCAAGGCACAGGCUGCUUGGCACAGGUGCCUCUAGACAAAUGGAGCCUGAAUGAGAUUCUGGAAUCGGCAGAUGCUCCGUUGGAAGUUACUGAAGGAUUUAUUCAGUCAAUAUCUCUGUCCAUUCCUUGGGGCUCUUUGCUUCAAGAUAACUGUGCACUUGAAGUAAAGGGCUUAGAGAUGGUCUUCAAACCAAGGCCAUGUCUAGCUUCUAGUUCAGAACCAAUGUAUUGGUCAAGCUUUAUGACGAGUAGCAUGCAGCUUGCAAAGGAAUGUCUUAGUCAAAAACUGACAGAUGAACAAGGAGAAGGGUCCCAGCCUUUUGAAGGACUUGAGAAAUUUGCUGAAACAAUUGAAACAGUUUUAAGAAGAGUGAAAAUCAAUUUUUUAGACACUGUUCUGAGAAUUGAACAUGUGCCAGAUAAUUCUAAAAGUGGAACAGCACUGGAAAUUCAUAUUGAGAAAACGGUGUACUGUGAUGAAACUGCUGAUGAAUGUUCUGGAAAUGUGCAUCAGCCCACAGCUUUUGCUCACAAAUUAUUACAGCUCUCAGGUGUCUCUUUUUUCUGGGAUGAAUUUCCGGCAUCAGCAAAAUCCUCUCCAGUCUGUUCCACUACACAGUUGUUAACAGAACCAAAGCUUUCACCUAGCUGGAAUCCAAAAAUUAUGUACGAGCCACACCCUCAACUACCACGAAACCUACCUGAAGUUUCUCCCUCAGAUCCUGUGCAAAUAUGUAAGCUGAUUGGAAGGAUGGAACUGAGUCUUACAUUAAAACAAAAUGAAGUGCUUCCAGGAGCAAAGUUGGACGUAGAUGGACAGAUAGAUUCCAUACACCUGUUCCUGUCACCCAGACAGGUACAUCUUUUAUUGGAUAUGUUUGCAGCUAUUGCCAGACCAGAGAAUCCUGGCAGAAUAGAAUUAUCUAAUAAAGACAGAAAAAAUCGGCCAAUGCAGCAGGAAGAUGAGUAUCGGAUUCAGAUGGAGCUCAAUCGUUACUUGAGAAAAGAAACUUUGCCAGUAGGCACACAGUCUGAUCUGAGUUUUUAUGAAGCUGGGGCAGGUAGAACUCCUUCAAGUCGUGAAGAAGAAGUUUUUUUCUCAAUGGCUGACAUGGAGAUGUCUCACAGUCUUUCUUCGUUGCCACCUCUUGGAGAACCACCAACUAUGGAUUUAGAUCUUUCUUUAACUAGUACAUAUACUGCUACCCCAGCAGGAUCUCCACUUGGUGCUGCAGUGCAGUCAACAUGGGGAGAAUUUGAUCAAAACAAGCAGGAACUUCCACAGUUAAGAAGUGCAUCAUUUACACCUAACACUGAUCAUUCAGUUCCACUACGAAGGACUUCUCUUCCAUCCAGAUCUAUUUCAGUGGAUGAGUCAAAACCUGAACUUCUUUUUAGACUAGUAGUGGGUGCUUUCUCGGUGUCCGUGCUCCAUAUUGAUCCUUUACCACCACCUGAAACUUCACUAAACAUUAGCCCGCUAACAUCAAUGGCACAGGAUUUUUUUACCCAGAUAGAAAAAGUUGAUCCAGCUCAGAUUCCCACAGAAGAUUUUUUGUUGCUCCGAAAAGUAUUUGCAAAGGCUUGUUCACAUGACCAUCUUCGCUUUAUAGGUUCAGGCCUCAAAGUGUCCUAUGAGCAGCGACAAAGAUCAUCUUCUCAUUGUUUGAAUACAGACUUAUCUAUUGGACAGAUGGAACUUCUGGAAUGCCUAUUUUCUACAGACUCCCAUUCCCAUAUUCCUCACUAUACAGAGCUCCUUAAGUUUAACUCUGAAAAGCAAGAAAACAAGUUACAUUCCCCCUCAUGCCUUCAACUUCAUUACAAGCACUUGGACAACAAAGGGCCUCAGGGUAGCCAGGGGAGGCUGAGUUCUGUUCCCCAGAAAGCAGAUUUACAAAUCAAGCUGAGUCCAGCAUUCUGUGAAUUGGAUAUUAGCAUCGUAGACAGACUAAAUUCAUUGCUUCAACCACAAAAGCUAACCACAGUGGAAACUAUGGCAUCCCACAUGUACACUUCUUACAACAAACAUAUUAGCCUGCACAAGGCAUUUGCUGAAGUUUUUCUGGAUGAUUCACGUACUCCCACUAAUUGCAAAGUAUCAGUUCAAGUGACUGCACCAGCCCUGAAGCUUUCAGUUCGCUUCCCAAUACCUGACCUACGAUCAGAUCCAGAACGAGGACCAUGGUUUAAAAAAUCACUUCAGAAGGAAAUUCUUCAAUUAGAAUUCUCAGACACAGAACUUAAAACAGAAUUUAUUGGAGGACCAUCUUCAGAGGAAAUUCAAAUAGAGCUCACUUUUAAAGAACUAACUGGAUCAUUUGAAGAGAACAAAGAUCAAUCUGCUACACAGUUUUUUAAAGUUUCCAGUGGUGUUCUUGGAGAAAUGGUUUCAUCAGACAAUUUUGACUGGCCACGGAUUGUACUGAAAAUAAACCCACUUGCUGUACACUCCAUUUUGGAAAGAAUGGCUCCAGAGGAAGAGGAGGAAAUUGAUGGUCAUUUUCAUGAGGAAGAAGAAGGAGGAUGUCAAUCCCUGAAGGAGCUAUGCGAUCUUAGAAGACCAGAACCAUCUCCCUUUUCCUCUCGUAGAGUAAUGUUUGAGAAUGAAGAGAUGGUGAUGCCAGGAGAUGCAGUGGAGAUGACUGAGUUUCAAGAUAAAGCAAUCAGCAAUUCCCAUUAUGUGCUAGAACUCAUGUUGCCAAAUGUUUAUUUAACAUUACCAAACAAGAGUUUUUAUGAGAAACUUUACAAUAGGAUUAGCAAUGAUCUUCUAUUAUGGGAACCCACAGCUCCCUCUCCAGUAGAAACAUUUGAGAAUAUUUCAUACGGUGUUGGGAUUUCAGUCGCUAGCCAGCUGAUCAACACGUUUAGUAAAGACAGUUUUAGCCAGUUCAGGUCUACUAUUCAUUAUGAUGAUGAGAGUGGAUCUGAGGAGGAAACAUUACAAUAUUUCUCCACUCUUGAUUCCAAUUAUUGUUCCCGGAGAAGGAAAAAAAACGAAUUGCAAAACAGAAGCACACAGAAUUUUCUUUCACUUCUUUUAAAUAUAAACCAUGGAUUAUUGUCAAUAUUCACAGAUAUUAAGCAGGAUGAUGGAAGAGUAUUUGAAGACAAACAUGGAGAAUUUUGGUUUGAAUUUUGUAACGGUUCUUUAUUUUGUGUAACGAAGUAUGAAGGUUUUGAAGACAAACAUUAUAUAUGUCUCCAUUCUAAUAGUCUCAACUUAUAUCAUCAAGGAGUGGUAGAAGAGACUGUGUCUCUGUCUGAAAUAAAACUGCCAAGUGCAACACAUCCACAUUGGCUAGAACCUACUAUUUAUUUUUCGGAAGAAGAAGGUCCUAACACAGCUUUUUCGGAUGGUGUAGGAGCAGAAUGUUUAAGUAUGUUGUCAGUUGCCGUUAAAAUACAGUCAAAUAAAUCAGAAACAAAUACAAAGGAGUUUUUAGUUGCAGUUGGGUUAAGAGGUGCCACUCUGCAGCAUAGAGUACUUCCUUCUGGUUUAAGCUGGCAUGAACAGAUUUUGUAUUUUUUGAAUAUUUCUGAUGAACCUGUAUUGGGAUAUAAUCCUCCAGCCUCCGUUACAACAUUUCACGUCCAUCUCUGGAGUUGUGCUCUGAAUUACAAGCCUUUAUUUUUACCAACUAGAUGUCUUCUUAUUGUUGAAACAUUUAGCAUUUCAAGUAGCAUGGCACUGGAUAAAUCAUCUUCUACUCUCAGGAUAAUCUUGGAUGAGGCUGCUUUGCAUUUAUCUGACAAAAUUAAUGCUACUGUGAAUCUCCAAAAAGAUUACGUUCAAGUUAUGGAUAUGGGACUGUUGGAAUUGACCAUAAAGACAGUGAAAUCUGAAUCUGGUGAAGAGAGGAGCAAUCCAUAUUUUGAACUACAUUGUUCUAGUGAUGUUAUCCACAUUCGAACAUGCUCAGAUUCAUGUGCUGCGUUGAUGAAUCUUAUACAAUAUAUUGCAAGUUAUGGUGAUUUGAAUCCUCCUGCUAAAAUGGAGUGUACUUCUGGAGUGACCAAACAGAACGUGAAGACAGAUCCUUCUACUUGGCCACCUUCCCAAGGCCCAGUUCUUGCUGAAGCUGAUCAACAAAUUUUACGUGAUUUAAUGAGUGAUGCUAUGGAAGAGAUCGAAACCCAGCAGCUGCUUUCCCCCUCUAACCUACAAGCUAAUGGAAGCAUGGAUGAAAAGAGUCAAACCCCAGCACCAGCAUGUUCAGAUCUUUUCCUGUUUCCUGAUGAAAGUGGGAAUCUCUCCCAAGAGCCAAGUCCCACCUAUGCAUCAUUUACUCCCAACAUGAUUAAGGAAGUUAUAGGAGAUGCACCUUCUGAAAAUGAUGACUUCUGUAUUCUUUUUGCACCAAAAGCAGUUAUUUCUGAUAAGGAAGAAGAGCCAGUAGUGAAAACAAUGGUUGAAGAUGCUAUAAUAAUAAAAGAAAACCAUUUUAGUUUACCAGUGAAAAAGGCAGAUACAAGCAAGACGCCACUUCAUUUUCCUGUUCCCCUCAUGCGCUAUGUUGUAAAAGAAAUUUCACUCAUUUGGCAUCUUUAUGGAGGAAAAGAUUUUGGGAACAUAACACCUACAUCUCCAGCUAAAAGUUAUAUUAGUCCUCAGAGUUCUCCUUCUCACACCCCAACAAGACAUGGACGUAGUGCUGCCUGUGGAGGAAAAGGAAGGAACCCUGACUUUUUGAUAGAAAUACAGUUAAGCAAGGUGAAAUUCCAACAUGAGGUAUAUCCCUCAGGUGAACCAGAAUGUGAACUCAGCAUAUUGGAACAACCUGUAUCUCGUCAAAUAUUUAUGGUUCAAGAUCUUGAAAUCAGAGAUCGCUUGGCUACAUCUCAAAUGAAUAAAUUUCUUUAUCUUUACUGUAGUAAGGAGAUGCCUAGAAAGGCACAUUCUAACAUGUUGACAGUUAAGGCGUUGCAUGUUCGUCCUGAGUCUGGCAGAUCACCACAAGAAUGUUGUUUACGAGUAUCUUUAAUGCCACUUCGUCUCAACAUUGACCAGGAUGCCUUGUUUUUCUUGAAGGAUUUUUUCACUAGCCUAUCGACAGAAGUAGAAGUCCUAAUGACUCCAGAUCCUGAGGUUAAAAAGCCUCCUGGUCCUGAAGUAACAUGUAUUUUGCCCAGGCAUCAGAGUGGUUUGAAAGAACCAAAUCCAGUCAUUUCUAUUUCAUUACAUAAGCAAUCAAGUCAGAAUGGAAGUGUUGAUUCUGUGGAUAUGCUCAAUGGAGAUGACCAUAAUCUCUCACAUGAAGAAGCAUCAUUCAGUGAUCAGCCAGUAUUUUUCAGAGAGUUUCGAUUUACUUCAGAAGUCCCGAUACGUCUUGAUUAUCAUGGUAAACAUGUGUCUAUGGAUCAGGGUACAUUGGCUGGGAUUCUGAUUGGUCUCGCUCAGUUAAAUUGCUCAGAAUUAAAACUGAAGAGACUUUGUUAUCGACAUGGGUUGCUGGGUGUGGAUAAGCUGUUUUCUUAUGCCUUAUCUGAAUGGCUUAAUGACAUCAGAAAGAACCAACUACCAGGUAUUCUUGGAGGUGUUGGGCCAAUUCAUUCAUUCAUUCAACUAGUUCAGGGCCUAAAAGAUUUGGUGUGGUUACCAAUAGAGCAAUACCGAAAAGAUGGCCGUAUUGUGAGAGGCUUCCAGAGAGGAGCAGCUUCUUUUGGUACAUGUACUGCAAUGGCAGCAUUAGAACUGACAAAUAGAAUGGUUCAGACCAUACAGGCAGCUGCCGAAACAGCUUAUGACAUGGUUUCCCCUGGGCCUAGUUUAAAUGACACAAAGAAGAUCAAACGACUUUCUCGUCGUCUAGCUUACCAGCCUGUAGAUCUUCGUGAGGGUGUGGCAAAAGCAUACAGUGUUGUAAAAGAGGGGAUUACAGAUACGGCACAUACAAUUUAUGAAACUGCUACACGUGAACAUGAAAACAGAGGGGUAACUGGAGCAGUAGGAGGAGUUCUCCGCCAGAUUCCGCCAACUGUAGUUAAACCGCUAAUAGUUGCAACAGAAGCAACAUCAAAUGUUUUAGGAGGCAUGAGGAAUCAGAUAAGGCCUGAUGUACGUCAGGAGGAAUCUCAGAAGUGGCGUCUUGAAGAGGAUUAAUAUGUUAAAUAUAUUUGAUAUGCAGAGAUUGGGAAUCUGGAAGAAACAAUUUCCUCAUGGUAAUUUAGGAUGGGGACAUAUCUUUUCCAUAUGCUCAUCUCAGGAAUUUAAAAAGCGCAUAAACAUAUUUGAUGUCAAAAACUGGAUUAUUCAUAGAGAAAAGCAAGUUUGGUAUUUUAGUCAUUUGCAUAAUGCAUGUUCCCAGUACCUGCUGGUCAGUGCCAAACAAGGUCAUCAUGUGUUGCCAAAUCCAUAGUGGGUUGGUUUGUGACCAGGUACCAUAUUUUCCUCAAUGUUUUGUGUUGGAAUCUUUAAUUUUUCCUUUGAAACAACGUCCCAUCAGCUACUCUGAGUGUACAUGUAAGUUUUAAAAGAUUCCCAAGCUUAGGGGUGUAUCAGUUCCCUUCUGUAACAGGGUAGAAUUUGACACGAGAGGGGUCAUUUCAGGAUAUUAAAAAUUGAAUUUUCAAAUAUUUUUGGAUUGUUACUUUGCCUUUCAUGCAGCACUUAAGAAAGAGGACAAUCUGUCUUGAUACCUUCUUGAUAUCAGAAUGUCAUUUUCAUAUAAUUGUGAAGAUUAAUUAUGUUGACUACAUACUGAAUUCCUCCUUUUGUGGAGAUCCGAGCAAUCUGAACGUUGCAGACAUGUUCUGUUGUUUUGCACUUUAAAGAAUUUAGCCUGUACAUUGCUUUUUUUAAAUAGUUAAUAAAAUGAACUUUGUGGUUUAUCUUAAUAUGAGUUCAGCAUUUAUGAAAGUUAUUAUUUAUAAGACAAAAUACUACAUGAUUGUCAAUGACAAUAAAAAUGGAUUAUGGUGCUUAAAAGUAUUCAGGUUUGCUGUGUAGCAACAAAGAUUGCAAGAUAUAUGCACUUGCACUUACAUACAAAUAGCAACUAUAAAAGAAGAGUGGUUUCUUGAAAUAAAAGUACUGGUAAUUGUAUAAGUUAGUAUGGAUUUUUGUUUCAACUUAAAAACCUUUGCGUGUUACAUGUUUACCCUAUACUUUCCUUCAAUUUUCUCUAUAAGAAUAUUAAUUUCAUAUGAUUUUAAAAUAUACUGCUUCUUUCCUAAUGGUUUCUUUAAUAGUUUUGUCUUCAAAUGCUACUUUUUUCUAAGUCCAUCCCAAUAAGACAGCCAAUCUGUGCAGAGUUCAGUAAUAAUAUAUAUGCAGAAAAGAUGCGGCUAUAGAUUCCUGAUAUGAAAAAACAGAAAAACCACCCAAACCUUUGCAUUGAUGAAAAAUGCAGCUAUCUCUUCCCAACAAAAUUUCCACUAUUUAUUAAUUUAAGUAUUUGGAAAAUAAAUAAGCUGUGUUCAAACAAGCUAUUUGUAAGUUUAAUGAACUUUAAAAAUCCUACUAGCUGGAGGUAGCCAAACAGUAUGUUUUUAUGCAUGUACUAUAGAGAGAAAUUGUCAGUAUCUUGCAAUUCUGGUGGAUUUACAUGCUAAUAGAAUAAAGAAUGCCAUGAAAUCUUGGGCAUGAGUAAAUUUAGCAAAACAGUAAUAUAAAAGUCAAGUGUGUUAAUAGGAAAAUUGCAUACUAACCUGCUAUCCUCUUCAACCAAUAUUUAUAUUUAUGACAUUAGUCAUAAUAACUAAUCCUAAGACAUUUGGCACCUGCCCUUAGAGGAAUUCUUAUGAGUUCAAAAUAUUGCCUGAUAGUCAUACAAGGUUGUGAUAAUCUAAGUUGGAUUCUAAAAGUCCUUUAUAAAAUUAUUUAAUAUCAAUUGAUAAUUCUCUUUCCUAGUGAUUGUAAGAUCAGCAAAAACACCAAACUAUAAAGCAGUAUGUUUUAUAAGAGUUAGGUUAUAAACACUAUAUGUGUGCUAAGUGUAUUGCAGAGAGCAUCUACUAUUAAUAGCAAUUUAGCUAGGGGGCCAUGACCUAUUGCAACUUAAGAUGAAAUGUAAAGAAGGAUGAGUUAACUAACUUUAACUAGGAAUAAAUCAAAACCUUAAUGGUUAUUUCAAAAAAAGCAUUUUUCUUGGUGAAUUUCCAAAACCAUAUUGUAACUACUAAUUAUUCUUUUAUAAUAAAAAUAAUGAUGUCCUAUUUGUUAAUUGCCCUUUAAGAAUAGGACUAAAUCAUAUUAUAUUUGCUGAAUGAGUGAGAUGAACCAGGUCACAAUAAUCCUGACUUCCUGAUGUUGCACUUUUGGGGAGCUGGAGGCAUCUGCUUAUAGUCAAGCAAGCAGUUAUAUUCUUCUCAUUGCUCAACACUGGCUGUCCAGAAAUUUAAAUGCAGGACAAGUAGACAUGCUUUUGUCCCCUUUAUCUUCUGUGCAUUGGCAUUUUCUUUUCCAAUUUUUAUUAGCUCUUUAUUUGGCUUCUUAGUUCCAGUAUUAAACAAGCAAACAAAACAAUCCAAUCUUUACUUUUUAAAUAUGUAUGCUAUAUAGAAAUUUCUCACUAUUUUGCAGUGGUCAUAUCUCUAAAAGUAACAAUACAAAUAAGAGUAUGGUAUGCUUUUGAUUGCUUUGUUCUGAGUCAUUCAUGAUUGUUGUAGAUUAUUUCAUUAAAUUUAUUAUAGGUGCCCACUUGAAUAGACACUGGUGGUUUACAAACAUGUAACACUGAUUAAAAUAAUCAAAACACA